Molecule: messenger RNA, 1198 nt
Organism: Octopus sinensis (East Asian common octopus)
Lineage: Eukaryota; Metazoa; Mollusca; Cephalopoda; Octopoda; Octopodidae
Product: intraflagellar transport protein 22 homolog
Exons: 6
Coding region: 129-695 (188 amino acids)
Biological process (GO): intracellular protein transport
Cellular component (GO): endomembrane system
Molecular function (GO): GTPase activity
Source: RefSeq, a predicted model, not a curated record
GUAUAUUUGAUCCACCACAUCGCAGAUGAUAUUUAUUACUGCUAGUGUAAUGUGUUGCCAAGAGAGGGCGGCAGUAGUACCAGGAGCCUGGUUACCAGGUAACACAUCAACCACACCAAAAAAAAACCAUGUCGAUGUUCAAAGCCAAAGUUUUACUUCUCGGGCCGAUGGAAAGUGGCAAAACAGUCCUGGCUAAUUUCCUGUGUAAAGCCACUGAAGUUACAAAUAUUUCUCCUACUGUUGGGGUCAGAAUAAUGGAGUUUGAGCAGCCAAUGAUUCUGGAUGGUCGUAAUACUGUUGCUGAUAUUGAAUUGUGGGACUGUAGUGGUGAUCAUAGAUAUGAAUCCUGUUGGGCAGCAUUUAGUAAAGAUGCCAAUGGUAUUAUCUUUGUUUAUAACCCAGACCGUGCCAACCACAACAAAGAACUUGAAGAGCUACUUGCUUAUUUCCUACCUCAGACAGGCCUUACCACCAACCACUGCUUCUGUGUGAGCAAUGUUAGAGCCGAGGCUUACAAUGCUCCUGUUCGCAGUGAACUCCCUCCAUCAUUUCAGAACAUACAAUGCAUUGAAGCAAAUCUGGAGUCCAGUUCAGAAGAUCUGAGAGAGCAGCUUGAAACGUUUCUUGUGACAGUGUUGGUAGCCAUGACUGACAAACGUGACCAAGAGGAACUCAGCAUCAUGAAUAAAAGAUGAUGAAGUGGUAGUAGCUUGGACCCAGUUACUUGCUGUUUCAUACAUGGCUUUAACUUAUCAGUGAAUGAUCUGAAGGAGUCAGACAAUUCCAGGGAGGGAAAGAGAGAGAGAAAGAGAGGGGGGGAAGACAUAUCACAAAAUAAAUCCAUUUUUGUUACUUGAAAUAAUAUUUUAUUUGUUAUCAUUACUAAUUGAUAGCUCUGGAUAGACAGAUUCAUGAGAAUAGCAGACAAAAUGUUUGGUGAUAUCCAGUUACAUACUGGGUUCAAAAUCCUUCCAGGAUCAAUACAAUAUGUUCCAGUCAACAACUGGGGUCAAUAUUAUUGAUCGUAUACCCUAAAUUUGAGGUUCUGUGUCUUAAGUAGUAGAUAACAAACAUUAUAAUGAUAGCACAGUCUGUAGUGCUGUUGGUGUUGUAUCACUGUUGCAGGUGAUAGUGCUGACAUGGAUGCAACAACCAGGACACACUAUCCUGCUUGCAAUCGGCUGAUAGCUUGUUCUCU